Vespula vulgaris is the source of this 3871-nucleotide messenger RNA. Its product is annotated as serine/threonine-protein phosphatase 2A activator-like. The coding region runs from base 2537 to 3553 and encodes 338 amino acids. The transcript has 8 exons. Gene Ontology annotation, molecular function: peptidyl-prolyl cis-trans isomerase activity; protein tyrosine phosphatase activator activity. Lineage: Eukaryota; Metazoa; Arthropoda; Insecta; Hymenoptera; Vespidae. Gene Ontology annotation, cellular component: protein phosphatase type 2A complex; nucleus; cytoplasm. The record is from RefSeq and is a predicted model, not a curated record. Gene Ontology annotation, biological process: mitotic spindle organization.
UUUAUAAAAGACGAUACUCAAAUUUUCUAACCUAAUCGAAACAAUAAAACGCAUUUCGUAAUAUUUAUACAGAGAAGCUACGGUAAUUCAUUCAGGUAUGUUAAUGAACUUUCGACAGAUGAUUCUAAGGUAAAAAUUAGGAAAUAGUUGUUUAGGCAUUCAUGCUAAUGAAUGUUUCUAAUAUAUUAUUAAAUUUUAGAAAAAUUUCGUUAUUUAGAAAUUGUAGGUUCGAAACUGGAAUGAAAUCAAUCCGUUUUCUUAUUUUUUUAUUUUAUCAAUGUAAGCGAAUAUAAUCAACUAAUUUAUUCUUUUUAUAUAUUAUAUAUUAUAUAUUAUAUAUUAGAGUUCGUUUUCACAUUCUCUAUAAGAUAGAAUAUAAAAUAGAAUUGAAUUAAUAUCUACAUAGAGUUAAUCCGAACUCUCGUUCGUUAUCUGUUUACAUCAACAAAAACAAACUUUUUCACUGACUUUGAUCGUAAUCGAGUUAGUUCUCUUUAGCAUUUCGACGAGUGAACAUCGAUGGACACUCUUUCCAAACUGGUAAGCUUGAAUACAUCAUAUUUCCGAUUAUUUCAGAAUUAUUUAAACAAUCUUAAUAUUCACGAAAUGUAAUUAAAUAAUAUUUAAACAAUAGCACGUUUGUUUAAACGUUCCAUAGGUCGAAAUACGCGUUAAAUAUAAAAUACAAUUAAAUUAAUAUCUACAUAGAGUUAAUUCGGACGCUCGCUCGUUAUCCGUUUACAUCAACAAAAACAAACUUUUUCACUGACUUUGAUCGUAAUCGAGUUAGUUGUCUUUAGCAUUUCGACGAGUGAACAUCGAUGGACACUCUUUCCAAACUGGUAAGCUUGAAUACAUCAUAUUUCCGAUUAUUUCAGAAUUAUUUAAACAAUCUUAAUAUUCACGAAAUGUAAUUAAAUAAUAUUUAAACAAUAGCACGUUUGUUUAAACGUUCCAUAGGUCGAAAUACGCGUUAAAUAUAAAAUACAAUUAAAUUAAUAUCUACAUAGAGUUAAUUCGGACGCUCGCUCGUUAUCCGUUUACAUCAACAAAAACAAACUUUUUCACUGACUUUGAUCGUAAUCGAGUUAGUUGUCUUUAGCAUUUCGACGAGUGAACAGCGAUGGGCUCUCUUUCCAAACUGGUAAGCUUGAAUACAUCAUAUUUCCGAUUAUUUCAGAAUUAUUUAAACAAUCUUAAUAUUCACGAAAUGUAAUUAAAUAAUAUUUAAACAAUAGCACGUUUGUUUAAACGUUCCAUAGGUCGAAAUACGCGUUAAAUAUAAAAUACAAUUAAAUUAAUAUCUACAUAGAGUUAAUUCGGACGCUCGCUCGUUAUCCGUUUACAUCAACAAAAACAAACUUUUUCACUGACUUUGAUCGUAAUCGAGUUAGUUGUCUUUAGCAUUUCGACGAGUGAACAGCGAUGGGCUCUCUUUCCAAACUGGUAAGCUUGAAUACAUCAUAUUUUCGAUUAUUUCAGAAUUAUUUAAACAAUCCUAAUAUUCACGAAAUGUAAUUAAAUAAUAUUUAAACAAUAGCACGUUUGUUUAAACGUUCCAUAGGUCGAAAUAUGCGUUGAAUAUAAAAUAGAAUUAAAAAAUAUUAUAAUAUAUACAUAGAGUUAAUUCGGACGCUCGCUCGUUAUCUGUUUAUUACAUCAACAAAAACAAACUUUUUCACUGUUAAUUCUCUUUAGCAUUUCGACGAGAAACGCACUGAAAAAUUCUAAUUUCUUUACUAUUUUAAUAUUCUACGUAUUCCAUCGCAAGUAAUAUCAAAAUAAUGGCUACUUUAAUAUGUUUUAGCUAUUUGUAUAAGUUUAAGUAGAAACAAAAAAGUAUAAAGUUCGUAGAAUUAACAAACAUUUUUCGAUCGAUUUAUUUUCAUCUUAACAUAUGGUCUUUUCUUGCUUCGAUCAAAUAUACUUCUACAUUUUUAUAUAUGUUUACAAUAUAAAAUGUACAUUAACCCGAUUGUUAGACAACGUUCGAGAGAUUUAUAGUUUAAGAAGCGUACACACCGAUGAUAUCACACAGGCGCAUAAUGGGAAGUGUUUUUCUAUUAUCUUUGUAGUUCGUAUUUUGUCCAUAACUGUCGCUGAAGUCGAUUACACUACGAAGAAAAAGGUGAUAAGCAGCAUUAAGAAGAAAUUCAUAAUCUCGAUAUUUCUAUUAUAGAAUUUAAUUGAAUGUGCUCCUUUUAGAAAUUUCGUGAAGAAAAAUAAAAAGCUUUUGGAAUUUAUUACUAAAUCGUAUUAUAGGAAAAAGUGAACCAAUAGAAAUUUGCUUUUUGUUGCGAACAUGGAAACUAAACAAAAUGCAAUGGUUUAUUAAAUAUAUUUUAUAGUUGGUUAAAUUGGUUUAUUAUAAACACCGGUACUAUAUUCUAAUUUUGGAAUUAUUGUGGAUCCGACUAAUGUUAAUAACAGAUUUAUCAAAUAUUGACCUAAUAUAUAUUAUGCAUGUAUGAUCAAAAUAUAUGUAAUCUUCAUAGAAACUUGUUAAACGCGUAUUAAUCAAAAACAAUCAUUUGUUAUGUCAACCUCAACGAGUAAUAUGGAAAAAUCACAUUUAUCUGAUGAACAUGUAUUUGUUGUUCCAAGUAGAGCUAUUAAAGUUCCAAUUGAUAUGUCUGUUUGGGAAAAAUCAGAAGCAUAUUUUGAAUAUCUAGGAUUUAUAUUAGCACUAAAUAAAUCUAUAGAAGGGAAACCAUUAGAUUCCAAAUGUGAACAAUCUCCUACAGUAGAAAAUAUUUUGAAAAUGCUUAAUAAUUUAGAUGAAUGGAUAACGCAAAUACCACCAACCGAACAACCUCAACGAUUUGGAAAUAAAUCAUUUCGAACUUGGCAUGCAAAAUUGCAAGAGAAAGGUAUAGAAGAAUUACAGGAAGCAUUACCAGAAGAAUUAUAUAGAGCUAUACCCGAAAUAAUUCAGUAUUUAUAUGAAAGUUUUGGAAACGCAACACGUAUAGAUUACGGAACAGGACAUGAAAUGGCAUUUCUAAUGUUUUUAUGUUGUUUGUUUAAAAUUAGAGCUUUUACAGAAAAUGACAAAGUUGCUGUUGCUAUAAAAGUAUUCAACAGAUAUUUACUGUUAGUACGUAGACUCCAAAUUACAUAUCGUAUGGAGCCUGCAGGUAGUCAUGGUGUUUGGAGUUUGGAUGAUUAUCAAUUUGUACCUUUCAUAUGGGGAAGUUCUCAAUUGAUUGGCCAUCCACGUAUCGAACCUCGUCACUUUAUAGAUCAAGAUGUUAUUGAAUUGCAUGCAAAACAGUACAUGUUUCUUGGAUGCAUAGAGUUUAUUUCAAAGGUUAAGAUAGGACCAUUCGCAGAACAUUCAAAUCAAUUGUGGAAUGUGAGUGCAGUUGAUUCGUGGGCAAAAGUAAAUAACGGACUUAUUAGGAUGUAUAAAGUGGAGGUACUAUCAAAGUUUCCUGUAAUUCAACAUGUUUUAUUUGGAUCAUUAUUACCAAUAAAACCAGCUGUUACUUGCCCCACUGUCAGAGGUGUUUGCUUGAAUUUACCGGUACAACCACCAUCGCAAAUACAUUAAUAACAGCUUAAUACAUUUUAUGAAUUAGUACAUUUGCUCCUUCAUUUAUAUAUUAUCUAUAAAAGUAAUAUAAACUGACCUUGUAUCAUACGAUGGUAUUUAGGCCUAGGCUUUCUUGAAGAUUUAUAGCCAGAAAUAUCAUUUGGCAAUAAAUUUUUGAAUUUUUAAAUGAAGGCAACAGAAUUUUAACUUUUAAGUGAAAUAUUUAAAUAAAUAUGUCUUACUGUUACAUAAAUAAUUAAUAGACAAUUAUUCUUAUAUAUUAUUGUAUAUGAACUUAAUAACUUUAUGAAUAAAAUAGUUUUACUGUAAUAUGAA